Messenger RNA from Nerophis lumbriciformis (worm pipefish), 1611 nucleotides. RefSeq lists its product as uncharacterized. The record is from RefSeq and is a predicted model, not a curated record. Lineage: Eukaryota; Metazoa; Chordata; Actinopteri; Syngnathiformes; Syngnathidae.
AAGUACCGAAAAGUACCAAAAUACAUUUUGGUACUGGUACUGGUGUCAGGCUUUGGUUUUUCCUUUGUGUUUUAUUUCCUGUCAGGGCUCUUAUUUUGGUUCCUUUUCCUGCACGUCUCCCUGAGCGCUCGUUUCCCCUCACUUGUACCUGAUUGGCAGUUGCCAAUCAGGCCACUAUUUAUACCCGCCUCGCCCUCCAGUCAGGGCUGGAGUAUUGCAGGCUGUGUUCUGUAUGCUGAUAGCUGUUUGCAGCUUCCUGUCUCCUAGUUCCUCGUUUCCUGUUUGCCUGUUUCCUGGUUCCUGAUUCCGGUUCCCCCGCAUUUUUAUUUUUGACAUUAAAAGUCAUGUUUUCCUCCAACAAGCCUGCCGUCUCUGCAUCUCGGGGUUCGUCGCCAAUAUUCCCGACAACCGGUACCAAAAUAUUGGCAUGGGGACAAGACUAAGUCCAAAUAUAUGGAGAUACACUUUCUGCUCCUUAUCCUAGUAAAGAUGCUUCUUGGCUAAUUUAGCAGGUGAUCAAAGACCAGGUUGACCUUUGAAUCCUAUAGAUGUGUGAGAAGUGCACUCAGAAGUCAAUGAGAGUAGCAACCAUGUUGACUCCUGCCUGAGAGAAUGUGCUAACGAGGUCGCCUCAUAAAGACCGGCAAUUAUGGCCUCGUUAACACUCCGCCGCUUGCCACCUUUGUGUGGGCACAAAGAGGAGGCGUGACACGCCUUCGCAAGAUGAUUGAGCUUUAAGCGGCCGCCGGGUAGGAAGGACCAGGACGAGGACGAGGACGAGGACAAGGACAAGGACAAGGACCAGGACCAGGACCAGGACCAGGAGGAGGAAGUGGUGCUGAUGAGAGGCAGGCAGACAUCCAUCUUGACACAGCAUCAGCAGCCAUGAGAACGUCCGUCUCCGUGACGACGACCCCCGCCGCGGACAAAGGUGUGUCGUGGGGGCGGGACCUGUACACCUUUGUGUCGUCGGCAGCGGGUCACAUGAUGCGGACCCUCCAGAAACCCCGCAAGAGCCGAGCGUCCAAGCGGCGUGUCAACCACCGCCGCUUCCUGCACAACAUGAUCCAAAGGAAGUUUGCAGACAUGGAGGCGGCCAAUCACAGACUGGCGUCGUCUCUCUACCUAAAGGAGGCGGGUACCUCGUCACAUGCCUCACCUGAGCGGUCACCAGAACCCAAGAGUCCGAGGGACGCACAGGAAGUCCCCGGCAGCGUGACAGACGGCGAGGACGAGGGCCCGCCCACGCCCUCCUGUGAUUGGUCCGCCCAGAUGCUCCCGGAGCAGGUCCAGGACAACAUGGCCGACAUGACGGCGGGCGAGUGGGACGACUUGAUGGCGUUCUUCGGGGACGUGGACGCCUGCUUGGACGGCGAGGAGGAGCGUUGCCACGGUGACGACGGACGCCUCACUGGCACCGUGGAGGACCAGCACUCGGCCCCGCCUCUUCCCAGCUGCCCACACCAGCAGGUGUCUUUUGGGGGCGUGGCUCAGUCCUUUCUGGCCCCUCCCUCUCAUGGCGAGCUGCGUUACCUAGCAACGCCGCCCCCUGAGGACCAGCUGCCCUUUGACGACAUCCUGGAAGACAGGAAGUCAGUUGACUUCCUGUAA